Messenger RNA from Rhea pennata, 960 nucleotides. RefSeq names its product olfactory receptor 14A16-like. The transcript has a single exon. Gene Ontology annotation, cellular component: membrane. Gene Ontology annotation, molecular function: olfactory receptor activity; G protein-coupled receptor activity; odorant binding. Gene Ontology annotation, biological process: G protein-coupled receptor signaling pathway. NCBI's taxonomy places the organism in Eukaryota, Metazoa, Chordata, Aves, Rheiformes, Rheidae. The coding region runs from base 1 to 960 and encodes 319 amino acids. The record is from RefSeq and is a predicted model, not a curated record.
AUGCACAACAGCAGCUCCUUCAAUGAGUUCUACCUCCUGGCAUUGACAGACAGAUGGGAGCUGCAGCUUUUGCACUUCUCCCUCUUCCUGGGCAUCUACAUGGCUGCUCUCCUGGGCAAUGGCCUCAUCAUCACAGCUGUAGCCUGUGACCACCAUCUCCACACCCCCAUGUACUUCUUCCUCCUCAACCUGUCUGUCCUUGACCUCAGCACCAUCUCUAGCACUGUUCCCAAAUCCAUGGCCAAUUCCCUCUGGAACAUCAGGGCCAUUUCCUACUCAGGAUGUGCUGCUCAGGUCUUCCUGGUUGUCGUCUUGUUUUCAGCAGAGUAUUCUCUCCUCACUGUUAUGGCCUAUGACCGUUUUGUUGCCGUCUGCAAACCCCUGCACUAUGGGAUCCUCAUGGACAGCAAAGCUUGUGUCAGAAUGGCAGCAGCUUCCUGGGCCAGUAGUUUUCUCAAUUCUGUGCUGCACACUGGAAACACUUUUUCCAUACCACUCUGCCAAGGCAACACAGUGGACCAGUUCUUCUGCGAAAUCCCCCAGAUACUCAAGCUCUCCUGCGCAGACUCCUACCUCAGGGAAGCUGGGCUUAUUGUGGUUAGUCGCUGUUUAAUCUUUGGGUGUUUCAUUUUCAUUGUGCUGUCCUACGUGCAGAUCUUCAGGGCUGUGCUGAGGAUCCCCUCUGAGCAGGGCCGGCACAAAGCCUUUUCCAUGUGCCUCCCUCACCUGGCUGUUGUCUCCCUGUUUGUCAGUACUUCAUUCUUUGCCUACCUGAAGCCCCCCUCCUUCUCCUCCCCAACUCAGGAUCUGGUGUUGGCUGUUCUGUAUUCAUUGGUGCCUCCAACAGUGAACCCGCUCAUCUACAGCAUGAGGAACAAGGAGCUCCAGGAUGCCCUGAGGAAAAUUAUUUCAUGGACAUUUUUCAACAGUGAUAAGAUUGCCUUUGCCCUCCGCAAAUGA